This is a messenger RNA of Papaver somniferum (opium poppy), 2009 nucleotides long. RefSeq names its product probable replication factor A 73 kDa subunit. Gene Ontology annotation, biological process: DNA replication; DNA repair; DNA recombination. NCBI's taxonomy places the organism in Eukaryota, Viridiplantae, Streptophyta, Magnoliopsida, Ranunculales, Papaveraceae. The transcript has 10 exons. Bases 885 to 1487 code for a protein of 200 amino acids. The record is from RefSeq and is a predicted model, not a curated record. Gene Ontology annotation, molecular function: DNA binding. Gene Ontology annotation, cellular component: nucleus.
AAAAAAUUCUUUAAAGAUCCAGUAAUUACUUCAGACGUUACAUGCAACAGGAUCCUUUCAAAAAUAAUCCACUACAUAAACCCUAGACGAGGUUUUGAUUGUUGGAUUCAGAAAAUCAUCAGAGUUCCAAACAUCUUAGUGCAUACCCCAUCACCUUUUUCAAAUGGGUUCCCAGAUUGUCAACAGCCCUUCCAAGAGUACUGCAUCCACCUACAAAACUUUCUCCCAUAUUGGCGAGGCCGAAGAAGGCACCAAAUGGAUGACACAGGUUCGAAUCUCUCGGAAAUGGAAUGAAUUAGACUUCAUGAAGACUAAUGAAGUCACCAGCCUGGACGUUUUCAUGCUAGACUACAAUGUAAGUAUGCGAAGUAGUUUAUUAUCUUCGAAUUUUCAGACAUUAGGCAUGAUUGGCACCACUGACUAUACAAACAAUGGUUUUAAUUUAUGAUACCAUUUUCAUCGGGGUGAUGAACUGCACGGUGUUGUUCUCAAGAAGCUGAUUUGGAAAUUCGAUCCGUUGUUGCGCAUUGGUGGGAUAUAUUCCCUGAACAAAUUCACUAUCCUUGACGAAAAAAGAUAUUUCGCCCAACACACAAUGAACACCGCCUUUUCUUCAAUUGGGAUACUCAGGUGAAAUAUCUGUGUGGUACUUCAGUCGCAAUUCCUCAUCACAAGUUCACUUUUUCGCAAUUUGAAGAUUUGGAGUCGCAUUCUGCGAAUACGUCCCUUACUGAUGUCAUUGGUGUGCUAAUCAGUUUCACAAAUCUUCAAGACAUGAAGAGACCCAAUGGUUAGCAUUGCAUGAUGCGCGACCUUACUCUCCAAAACCUAAGAUAACUCUACGGGGUGAGGCCACAACUGAGCUAAACCGCAACUUGGACAAUAUGGGAAUAAAAGACACAUCCGUGGUCGUCGUCGUCUCAUCCACUUAUGUUCGGAAAUAUCAGGGUAAGUACUCUUUGUCUUCCACGAAUGCAACUAAGGUCUUCUUCAACCUCGCUAUUCCCGAGGUUCUAGACAUGAGAGAAAGGUCUUGCAGAAUAACACCAGCUCGGGAAAUAACACAUCCCGAUCGAAAUAAGCAACCUGUUGUUGACCUCACUAUGCCAGAUAAUACAAAAACAAUUUCUGAAUUGUUGGAAAGCAAGUGGGAGUCCUCACAACAGGCACUGAACCGAAUCAUUGUCAAAGCAAGUGCAACUAGAGCUUUAACUGCCAAGGGUUGGUACUAUCUGGGAUGCAACAAGUGCACGGCCAAAGUGGUAGGUGAGGAAGGCGACUAUGGAUGCACAGGGUGCGAAAACAAGGUCGAAGAACCUACACCCAGGUAUCUUCUCCAUUUCGAGGUCACAGACGACACAGGUUCUACCCUUUUUGCUGCCCUUGACAGUGAAGUCCAACGAAUGGUCCAUGCAUCAGCCUCUGACAUGGUCAGGCUAGGAGAGGAUGAAGGAGAGCGGAGGGUUGUUGCAGCUUUGAAGAGCUAGUGAAUGUGGAGUUGGACUACCACAUAACUCUUUCUGCCUACAACAAUAAGAAGCAACCUAAUCCAAGCUUCACGGUUACUCGAUUGCCUUACACUGUUAUGCCCCAACCAGCAGCAACUCCCUCAAGCCCAACUCUCACAACCCCCAAAGUUGAAUCUGAUACCGGUGACAAUGAUGAGUCACCUUGCAAAAGGACAAAGUUACAGUCGACCGUGGCAGCCAAAGGGGAAAAUCAAGGUUGUAGAGUCAAACUUGAUUUUUCAGGAGAUUUUUUGACGGGCUCCAACGUGACCAGCAGUGCUGUAGAUUUAGAGUCGAACGUGACAGGCUCCGCUGUUCUUGGCAGUGCUGAAGACUUGGCGUCGAAUGUGUCAGGAUCUAUUGUGCUUAGCAGCGAUGAAGAAGGGGAAGAAAUUGUUGGUGUCAUAGAUGUAUGAUGAGCAGACAAUUUAUGGUUUAUCCUGCUUCUAUAAUAAUGAUUUGUUUUAAAGUUUAACAAUGUUUGAGAGGCUUUUAAAGUUU